Salmo salar (Atlantic salmon) is the source of this 3212-nucleotide messenger RNA. RefSeq names its product testis expressed 11 (gene tex11). The record is from RefSeq and is a predicted model, not a curated record. Lineage: Eukaryota; Metazoa; Chordata; Actinopteri; Salmoniformes; Salmonidae. Gene Ontology annotation, biological process: meiotic cell cycle. Gene Ontology annotation, molecular function: protein binding.
UAUCAGCAUCAGCAUCCGAAUGGAGCGCUAGCUGACGAGCUUAGUUACAUUGUUUGUAUCUAUUUAAGGUGUUACACUUUCCUUCACUCGAAACAUGGAUAUGUUUAUUUCAAAUGUAAAAUGUCUCACAGAGCGCCUGCUGCAGAAACAACUGGCUAAUACAGAUGAGGUUAUUGAGAAGCUCUUUUGUGAAGACUUCCCAAGAAUAACACCAUUGGAUCCUCAGCUUGAAGAAAGUGCCAUUCAGCUGUGGAAUUGGGCAGUCACCAAACGUGUGGGAACAGCCAUAAAUGAGCACCAGAAAGCAAAAGUGCGUCAUGUUGCAUGCAGGCUGCUGUACGCCUGUGAGCCUGAGAAUCCAGCAGAGGGCGCUGUGCGCAAACAGAUCCUGAUGGCCAGCAAGACAGGAAGAACCUGGCUAGACUGUAAAAAGCCCCAGCUAGCUGAUAACUUCCUGAGCCUUGCUGUCAAAAGCUUGGAGACACUGUACAGUCGACUAACAUCCCGAGGCCAUGGAGGGGCAGACAUCAACACAUCGAAAGGAGAUGUAGAGAAGGACCUGCUUCGAGUUCUGUCUUACCAAGCUGAGUCGGCACUUGCUCAAGAGAAUCACCAAGAGGCUGUGGCCUACAUGCAGCGCUGUAAAGACAUGCUACUGCGGCUCCCCAAAGAGACAGGCUAUCUCUCUCUCAUGUGCUAUAACUUCGGAGUGGAUUCCUACAAUAUGAAAAAGUAUGAGGAGAGUUCAUUCUGGUUGAGCCAGAGUUAUGACAUAGGGAAGAUGAAUAUAAAAUACUCCCCUGGUGCUGAAGUGCAAGCCAAGGUCCUGAGGCUCCUUGCCACUGUCUAUCUGAAGUGGGACUGUCAGCAGUUUCAGGAGAAGGCACUCAAUGCUGUGAACUUAGCCAAUAAGGAAAGUGUGCAUCCCUCUGGGCUCUACCUGAAGAUCAGAAUUCUACUGAGUUGUGGGGCUCAGGAUGACCACAUAAGAGCUGGAGUGACAGAGCUGCUGGAGUUGGAGGUUCCUCUGGAAGUGUGUCUAAGCACAGUGAAACUACUCAUGGCUGAAGACAGAGAGACAUUGGCCUUUGACUACCUGAAGAGGGUGUGCCAGCACUUUGAGUCAUCCCCUGAACUGGGCAGUGCCCUGGUCCUGCACAUUGAGUUGCUGCUGCAGAGAGGCAAGGAGCUUCUGGGAAAACAGAAAAUAGAGGACAUCAUCACAGGCCACUACACUGGUAAACAGCUGUCUCCUCAGACUCUCACCUGUUUACAUCUCCUGCUGUGGGACAAAGCCUCCAAGAACUUUGAGACUAAGAACUUCUCAGAGGCUCUGCAGUGGUAUAACUACUCCUUGAGUUUCUACAAGGCUGGCCAGAUGGAGCCCAACCUGGCCAAGCUUCAGAGGAACAGAGCCUCCUGCUUACUGCAACUGCAGCAGCUGGACAAGGCCAAAGAAGCAAUAAAGGAGGCAGAGAGAUGUGAUCCAAACAGCAUCUUCACUCAGUUCAGUGUUUACAAGAUUGCUGUCCUGGAGAACAAUGUGGAGAAAGCUGCAGAGGCAGUGAAGGCCAUCGGGGCUCUGGCCCAAGGUCCUGUGUCCAGUGAGGACAGACUGCUAGUGGCUGAGAAUGCUGCCUCCAACCUCCUCAGUCUCGCUGCUCAGAUCGCUCUGGAGAAUGAGCAACAAGACACAGCCAUGAAGGCUCUGGAGAGUUUGUGUGAACACUCAAAAGAUGAAGCUCAGGUUGUCACUGCUCUCAGGUGUUUGGUUCGACUAGUGCUCACAACAAUAGAAAAGGCCAGUGGGGAGAUAAGACAUGCAAAUCUGGAUGUUCUGCUGUCAUAUCUAAAAAUGGCACUGCAGAAAGUGUCACAGCUCAGCCCAGGGCCUAGCAUGGCUGUAGAGCAGCGCACAGAGGACGCCAACUGGUUCAGGAAGAUUGCUUGGAACUCUGCGCUGCAGUGUGAGAGCAGCCCUGACAGGAUGAGGGAUUUCUUUGUGUUCUCUUACCAGCUGUCCCAGUUCUGCCCCUCGGACCGGGCCGUGCUGAUGGGCCAGAAGACGUGCCUGCUGAUGGCUGCUGCUGCCUCUCUGGAGCUCUGCAGGAAGUCUCCACACUCUGAACAGAAGGAGCAACUGACACAAGCCCUGGAGCACAUUCAGAUCUGCUGGGAGGUCUGGAAGACUCUUAAAGCAUCAGGUGGCCGGGACAACUCCAAGGACCCAACCAACAUUUUGCUGCUGCUGUAUGAGUUUGAGGCUCGUGCCAAGCUCAACGACCCCAAGGUGGAGACAGUGCUGGAGUCAGUGCUGGAGCUGGAUAAUGUUGAGAUCAAGGUGUUGGAGACCAUGGCAGCCUUGGCCAUGGAGCCUCCUGCCCACUUCCCUCUGCUGUGUAAGAAGGCCUUGAGGAUCGCUCUGUCUCUGCACAGGAAACAACCACAAGCAGACCUGGCCCGCUGCAGCCAGUGUGUCCACAGCCUGAUCCAGCUGUCGCUACCCAGCGGCGUGUCGGAUGUGGAGGCCCGUGUGCUGGAGGAGGUAUGGGGCUACUAUGAAGAGGCCCUGUCCAUCAUCACAGCCGCAGUGAGUCGGCAGCAAUCUCGUGCCACCGCCGCCACCCCCAAGCAACCCCGCAUUCCUGAGGACUUCCCUGAGAUGGAGAUCCUGUGGCUGCUGACCCGAGCCUGGAACACAGGCAUCCUGCUGUACAGCCUGGCCCAGUACCCCGAGGCUGAGAGGUGGUGUGGCCUGGGCAUGAGCUUCCUCCGGCACCUGGGCUCCCUGCAGGAGAGCUACCAGACACAGAUGUCGGGUCUGUACAGUGAGGUCCUGGACAGGCUAGACAAAGCCAAGAAGAACCUUAUCAUGGAGGAGUGAUCAUGAUGGUUGAGCUCUGCGGAGCACUUUUAAUGUCAGGUACCUGAUAUUAUCCAUGUGGUAGCUGGGAUGGUGGUUUACUGUAUGAAGUCUCACUGGUUCCUGUAUGACUGGUCUUCAGUUUAGUCAGCUCCUCCAGGAUGUCAGUUGCAUCCUGCCCUCCCCUAAUAUUUCCCUAUGGAGAGUUUAGAUAACAAUUUCUAGCUUUUGUAGUUCAUGUUUUGGUACUUCUCUACAUUAAUAUAAAUACAUUUUAUCCCUCCCUGAUAUUACAUUCAUAUGAAUUUUACAUUGUCUUAUUUAAACAACUACCAAUACCAGUGGACUU